Messenger RNA from Epithele typhae, 414 nucleotides. RefSeq lists its product as uncharacterized. NCBI's taxonomy places the organism in Eukaryota, Fungi, Basidiomycota, Agaricomycetes, Polyporales, Epitheliaceae. Bases 1 to 414 code for a protein of 137 amino acids. The transcript is spliced from 4 exons. The record is from RefSeq and is a predicted model, not a curated record.
AUGGUGGCAGGCCGACGGACGGGCGCAGGGACGAACGCGGUCGAUGCCCUCGAGAAGGAGGACGGAGAAAAGGCACGCGGGCUCGUUGAGAGCGGCGCGGACGUCCAUCCGGGGACGACGUUGGAUGAGUGGAAAGCGACAGAGUCCGGCAUGCUCUCUUUUGUGUACUUCCACCACGCUCUGCUCUUCACGCGAACGGGCCAUGAAGACCUCCGCUGCCGUUGCCACCUUUACCGCCUCACUCCUCUCGUCGCAUACCAUGGCUUCGCGGACUGGGUCGGGACCGAUGGUACGAAGUACCUCGGCAACGUCCCCAAUAACUACACCGGCCCCAGUCCCAUCCGCCUCAUCUUAGAUAUCGGCUCGGUCAAGGGCGCGUCCAACCCGGGCCUCUUCUGUGCCCUCAGCGCGUAG